Molecule: messenger RNA, 3586 nt
Organism: Ostrinia nubilalis (European corn borer)
Lineage: Eukaryota; Metazoa; Arthropoda; Insecta; Lepidoptera; Crambidae
Product: clavesin-1-like
Exons: 6
Coding region: 540-1469 (309 amino acids)
Cellular component (GO): membrane
Molecular function (GO): phosphatidylinositol bisphosphate binding
Source: RefSeq, a predicted model, not a curated record
AGUGGAGGCAAAAUCGGAUAUUGAUUAAAUUUUUCAGUAUAAUGUUGGAUCAUGGCCUGAUUACAGUGCUGUAUAUUUUUUGUUUAGUUUGCAAAUAAGAUGCUAUGUGAUCGAAGUGAUUUGAGACUGAGAGGCUACGCGGAGACCACCGUAGCGUCGGAACUUUACCAUUCGGAAGCAUGGAAGUGGUGGGAUACCGUUAAGAUGCGCGGGCGCCGGCCAGUCAGGCUGGCACUCAGCUGCGUGCGGACAUCUGAUACUGUCACAGUGAUUUUACCAUCAACAACUUAUCUUUCGGAGCUUUCUCUACAGAGAGAGCGCGUUUCGUUUUGCUUUUAACACCAGGUGUAGUGUUGUGAAUCAAGUUGUUGGACUAAUUUGGCGAAGCCGUUUGAUAUCUGUGUCGAAAUGCGAGUGAAGGGUCUAAGAUUGAUACAUUAACUUUAACUUGUCCUCCCAGUGCUUGGAAAAUUACUAGAGCAGUCUAUUUAAUAAAUUAAAAACUUCGAGUUAUUUUAGUAAGUCGAAAAAAAUACAAAAUGGAAUUACAAUUUAAUGAAGAUGGAAAGCCUUACGUGAUGUGGGGGAAAAAUAUAAUUCAAUUAGAAAAUGGACCUAUAACGGACAAACAAUCUAAAGAAAAGGCUGAGAAGGAACUUCGGGAAACGCCGGAGAUCGUGGCUGCUGCGAUAGAAGAACUCAGGAAACUUUUAAGAGGAGAGACCGGACUAGUAAUACCGAUAGACAACAAUGAGUUCCUAAUGAAAUUCCUGCGGCCAUGCAAGUUUUAUGCAGAAAGCGCUUACAAAAGGAUACAAGCAUACUACAAAUUCCGGACCGCGCACUCCGACCAGUGCUAUGACCUGACACCAACGUCAGUCCGAGCUGCGUUCGACCACUCCAUCGUGUCAAUUCUCUCGCCAAGGGACCAGCACGGCCGCAGGCUAAUGCUCGUUGAGUCGGGUGCCAACUGGAACCCGCGGGACGUAUCCCUGACGGAGGUCUUCCGAGGGAUCCAGCUAGGCUUGGAGGCGGCUAUGGUGGAACCACUCACGCAGAUCAACGGGGUCGUCUCCAUACUGGAUAUGAAGGGGCUGUCGUUCUCGCAAGUCAUGCAGUUCACGCCUUCCUUUGCCAAGAUGAUCGUUGACUGGAUACAGGACUGCGUCCCGAUCCGUCUAAAAGCUGUGCACAUCAUCAACCAACCAUACAUCUUCAAUAUGCUAUUCGCGAUCUUCAAGCCUUUCUUACGCGAGAAGCUGCGCUCGCGCAUACACUUCCACGGGAGCAAUAAACAAUCGUUAUUGGCGCAUGUCGACGCGAGCGCGUUGAGGUUACGCCAUGGAGGCACCUUGCCUGACCCUGAGAUCUCCGGGAAGAUUUUGUGGCAAAUGCUCCGUCACUACGAGGAAGAUUUCAAAGCUGCCAACUCCUACGGCUACGUCAGCAACAACAACAAAACAAAGUGACCGCGCUGGCAUGCAGCACACGUCGCGGGUCACGGGACGCCCACGCGUCAUGACCUCCAGCGGGCGGGCCCUUAGCGUAUAAAGCCGCAAUUAUCAUCAUUAUGAUAUAGGGUACACUAUAAACCUACAUUUCGGGACCAUUUUGUACAAUUUAAGGUUAAACUGUACCUUUUAGUUAAAUGUUCGUUUUAAGAAAUUUUACUGCAGUUGAUUUGGUAGCGGGUUACGUCUUAGUAUUUUCUAUGAAAAAAGUGUUUUAUAGCCCGACCAGGAACAUAAAAACCCUCGCCAUGUUGCGGAAAACUAAUGGUACUAAUUUCUUUUAAUGGCAACAUUAUCUGAAAACUUCAUUGACAUGUCACCUUGCAUGUCAGUCUAUUGCUGUCAAAGUGUAAAUAAACUUUAUUUUAAAUGUGCGCAAUUGAUUUUGUGAAUAAAAUUGCUAAAAUAUUUUUAUAGUCGUGAAAGAAUAGUGGUUCACAAUGUGUUAAAGUAUUUGUCGAAGAGAAAUACUAAGGAUUCGGACAAUAUUUUCAUUGAAUAAUGUUUCCAACAAAGGUUGUCAAAUUGACUGACAUGUUUAUCGCAUAGUACAGUCCACUAUGAAAAUUAGCUGUGGUUUGUUUCAACUACCUAUUUUAAAAUUAUUUGUCACUUUCUAAGUGUUGAAUUUUAUGGAAUUGGGAAAAAAGUACCGAGUUUGAAGCGUUCAUGAGCAAACAUUGCAGUUGAAUAUUCAAGUUCUGAAUUUGAUUAUUGAUGAGUAAUAAAAUAAAUCCUACUAGCUCGAUUGAUGGUUUCAUUUAAUUUAUUUAAACCAGGUUACCUAUAAUAAUGUUUUUUCGUUAAUUUAUGAAAAUAUCAAAUUAGCCCGUAAUCCUGAAUCCUAAUACAUAAAGUUAGCCUAUUAAUUUAACACAGGUACGACUGUACUCAGUGUUGCACUAUCAAAUGCAAUUGACGCGCCUCUAUGCCAGGGUUUUUAUGUUCCUGUGGGUCUAGACAAAGUGCACAUUUUAAUCGCAAACCAGUCGAAAAGUGGUCGAGAAGCCUUUUUUUGUAUGGAGUUUUGACGCAUUCGAUUUUCGAUUCGAUCAAAAAGUGCACUUUGUCUAGACCCACUGGUCAGGCUAUAACAGCCAAAUGGAUUUUGGUGUCAUGUAAGUAAAAUAAUAAUAAUGUAAAGUUCAGGCAAUAAUAAAAACAACUAAAAACAAAAACUUAAAAUUACCACUCGUUACAAGUAAUAAAUUUAUUUAUUUUUGAUACUCAAGUUAUGAAAUGUGGUAAAAGGAUGUCAUUAUACUCGUGUAAGGUAAAUUAAAUAAAAUGUCCAAGUUCAAACUCUCAGUAUAGUGAACCAAUGUUAAUAGAUCCCUAUUGUAAUCGUUAUUUUAAUAAGAUAGGUAUAACAUAAUGUGACUGGAACUAACCACGUUAUUUAUUAUAAUAUGACAUAGUAAGUCAAAUACUGUGAUUGGCUGUUCCUGUUACCAGUAUGUAUGGUAGACCAAUUUAUUAUGAAAGCAUUUUCAGAGCCAUGAAAUUGAGUUCUAUCAAAAUAUCAUCUGUGAUAAACAUAACAUUCACCAUAUCCAUUUCAUACAUUUUGAGUUCACAAUAAGUUUGUUAGGAUUUUAAUGCCAAUACGUAUUUAUAAUGUCGGAAAACUGACUUGGUCACAUUUUUAUAGUUACGUCUAGGUAUAAGUAGUUAAGUUAUUAUAACUUAUAAAUUACGCCAAGUACGUAUUCAAUUCGAUUGAUCCUGUCUAAUCCAUAGGGUUUUUUCGCCUUAAGCAUAUUUAACGCCCGUAUUCACAAAUGAUGCUUUCUUAUCAGUAAAUCGAACUCACAGCGUUGAAUAGAGUUCUGUGAUUGGUUCGUGUGUAAUCCUGUGCGCCUCAUAGUAAUGUUUGUGAAUACGGGUGUUAAUUUCUGACUGGUUGUGACCUCAGCCUAUUUACAACACUCACAAUGGAAAAAGAAGAUCAAAGUACGUACUAUGUAUUUUAGUUACCGUUUUAAUAAAUAUAACUUAUUGUUAAAUUGUGUACAAAUGCGGUUUUGGUUGUAUCGGUAAUAAUACAAUAAAAAUAAAACUACGUUUUAAAAAUA